Medicago truncatula (barrel medic) is the source of this 2132-nucleotide messenger RNA. RefSeq names its product pentatricopeptide repeat-containing protein At4g21705, mitochondrial. Gene Ontology annotation, cellular component: mitochondrion. The record is from RefSeq and is a predicted model, not a curated record. NCBI's taxonomy places the organism in Eukaryota, Viridiplantae, Streptophyta, Magnoliopsida, Fabales, Fabaceae. Bases 109 to 1596 code for a protein of 495 amino acids. Gene Ontology annotation, molecular function: protein binding. The transcript has 2 exons.
UAAUUUGUCAAUCGAUUACGUGUUGUUUUUCACCAUUUCUUUGUGAGAAUCGUUACCACCGAAAGAGAGUAGAAAGAUAAACCCUAGCUAGCUACAGUAGCCAUAACCAUGAAUUGGAAGCUUCUUCGAAGCAUUGCAACCAACAUUGGAAGCAGAAACAGAUCAUACUACACCAGCAAGACCAAGAAACCGAGUCUCUACUCCGUAAUCAGUCCACUCGGAAAUCAAACCACAAGCGUUGCUCCUCAGCUCGAUGAUUGGGUCUAUAAGGGUAACAAGGUCAGUGUUGGUGAGCUUCAACGCAUUGUUCGUGAUCUUCGCAAGCGUAGUAGAUUCACACAAGCUCUCCAGGUGUCCGAGUGGAUGAAUAAGAUUGGUGUGUGCAUAUUUUCUCCAGUUGAACACGCGGUGCAUUUGGAUCUUACUGGAAGGGUUCACGGUUUUUAUGCUGCAGAAACCUAUUUUAAUAGCUUGAAGGAUAUAGAAAGAAAUGAGAAGACACACGGUGCUCUUUUGAAUUGCUAUGUACGUCAGCGUCAAGUCGAUAAGUCUCUAUCCCAUUUGAAGAAAAUGAAGGAGUUGGGGUUUGCUUUGUCGUCUCUAACUUAUAAUAACAUUAUGUGUCUGUACACAAAUAUAGGACAGCAUGAGAAAGUUUCUGAUGUGUUUAAUGAGAUGAAGGAAAACCAUGUUUUGCCGGACAACUUUAGCUACAGAAUCUGUAUAGGUUCUUAUGGUGUGAGGUCAGACAUUGAUGGAAUGAACGCAAUAUUGAAAGAGAUGGAGAGUCAACCACACAUUGUGAUGGACUGGAACACGUAUUCUGUCGUGGCCAAUUUCUAUAUAAAAGCAGAACUUUCAAGUGAGGCAAUUGAUGCUCUGAGGAAAUGUGAGAAGAGGCUGGAUGACAAAGAUGGAGAGGGUUACAACCAUCUUAUCUCUCUUUACGCUCGUCUUGGAAAAAAGAAUGAGGUUCUAAGACUAUGGGAUAUGGAAAAAAGUGCUUGCAAGAGGUGCCUAAACAGGGAUUUUAUAACCAUGUUAGAAUCGCUGGUAAAGCUUGAGGAGUUUGAUGAAGCUGACAAAAUACUCAAGGAAUGGGAAUUCUCUGGUAACUGCUAUGAUUAUGGAGUUCCAAAUGUGGUAGUCGUUGGGUACUCUGAAAAAGAUUUUCCCGAGAAAGCAGAAGCCAUACUUCAAGAUAUAUGGAAGAAGAGAAAGUACACUGAUACAAGCUCUUGGAUUCUAGUCGCAGAUCGAUACUUGCUCAAAGGUGAGAUGGAGAAAGCAUUGGAGUGCUUGAAAACUGCCGUCUGUUUGUAUCCGGAAAAUAAAAAACGGAAGCCAAACCACAGGGUGAUUUCUAGUAUAUAUAGUUGGAUUGGUGAUAAUGCUUCUGUUGAAGACGCAGAAGCUUUGGUGAGGUUAUUGAAAAAAUUCCAAAAGAAUAGACACAUGUAUCAUUCCCUGCUCAAGGCUUAUGUACGGGCUGAUAAAGAAGUGGAUGGGGUCUUGGACCGCAUGAAAGAAGAUAACAUUGACGAAACCGGAAAAACUGCAGAAAUUGUCAAGAUGAAGAAGGAAGGAAACUUGUAAACAAACUUCAGUUUCACAUUAUAUUCUUGGGUGGCUUCUAGCGUGCAAGACUCAUUCAUGUUUCGGUUCAUGACUAAUUUUAGUCCUCAAAUUAAUGACCCCUAAGAACUCUUUUAUCAACCAAACCCAAGUUCUACACUGUUACCCUCCUUCCGUCUCCUCGCUGUGAAACCACAUUUAUUAAUGUUGCAACAAUUUGCAGCAAAAAUGCAGAGGGUUUAGUAUCAAACAUGAAACAAGGAGAGGGACGGAGAGAGGGGUCAAAGACUUGUUGCUGCCACAGCGGCAAUCUGCUGCUACUGACGUCGGAAAUUGGCAUAACGGUCUCAAGGCUAGCACCUCUGCCAGCUCCCAAUAAUAGUGAUGAUUUGUGCAGAGAAGAAUUAGAUAUUGGAAAAGCACUGAUUAAUGUCAAGCACUGUUUAGAUUUGAAUAAGUUAUGGUUGUUUCCUAAAUUUAAUUGCUGGACCAUUGGUAACUAAUGUUUGCCUCACAAUAAAAACUCUUGUCCUCUUGAUGUUGUGAUUUUGCACCAA